GAACUCCCCUCCUUUCUUUUCCUUCAUGUGGCUGGUUUAGAAAUAGUUUGCCUAUUUUUCCAAGAUGCAAAUUUUCGUCAAAACCUUGACGGGAAAGACCAUUACUUUGGAGGUUGAACCCAGUGAUACUAUAGAAAAUGUGAAAACUAAAAUUCAAGACAAAGAAGGUAUUCCUCCUGAUCAGCAAAGAUUGAUCUUCGCUGGUAAACAGUUAGAAGAUGGUAGAACUUUGAGUGAUUAUAACAUUCAAAAAGAGUCAACUCUCCAUCUUGUUCUUCGACUCCGUGGUGGAGGCAAAAAACGAAAAAAGAAGACUUACACAACACCAAAGAAGAACAAGCACAAAAAGAAAAAGGUAAAACUUGCUGUGCUCAAGUAUUACAAAGUAGAUGAAAAUGGCAAGAUCACUCGUUUAAGACGAGAAUGUCAAUCAGAAUCCUGUGGUGCUGGUGUUUUCAUGGCUAGCCACUUUGAUCGUCAAUACUGUGGAAAAUGUCACCUCACAUAUGUUUUCAAUAAGCCCAGUGAAGGCAAAUAGAUGCAUUUGAUGUGAAAUAAAUCUAAAAAAAAAUCAUUUUUCAUUUG
Molecule: messenger RNA, 585 nt
Organism: Dendronephthya gigantea
Lineage: Eukaryota; Metazoa; Cnidaria; Anthozoa; Malacalcyonacea; Nephtheidae
Product: ubiquitin-40S ribosomal protein S27a
Exons: 5
Coding region: 65-538 (157 amino acids)
Biological process (GO): modification-dependent protein catabolic process; translation; protein ubiquitination
Cellular component (GO): nucleus; cytoplasm; ribosome
Molecular function (GO): ubiquitin protein ligase binding; protein tag activity; structural constituent of ribosome
Source: RefSeq, a predicted model, not a curated record